Messenger RNA from Culicoides brevitarsis, 1636 nucleotides. RefSeq names its product methanethiol oxidase. Lineage: Eukaryota; Metazoa; Arthropoda; Insecta; Diptera; Ceratopogonidae. Gene Ontology annotation, molecular function: selenium binding. Bases 87 to 1523 code for a protein of 478 amino acids. The record is from RefSeq and is a predicted model, not a curated record. The transcript has 3 exons.
AAACAGUAUUAGUAGUCAUUCAAAAGUCCAGCUAUUCAGUUCAUUCAAGAUUUCUACAAAGCAAAAGAAAAAAAAAAUAAAUAAAUAUGCAGCGAAAAUGUGGUCCCGGAUAUGCUUCUCCAUUGGCAGCUAUGAAAGGUCCUCGCGAAAAAUUGCUCUACGUAGUUACAGUUCAACCAAAUACCGACGAACCGCACGGCGACUAUCUCUCAACUGUUGACGUGGAUCCCGAGAGUCCUACUUAUUGCCAAGUUAUCCAUCGUACUUUUACGAAUCGCAAGGGAAUGGAGUUGCAUCAUUCUGGAUGGAAUGCUUGUAGCAGCUGUUACAAAUUAGAUGACAAGUGCUGCAAAGGAAACGUUCCCGUUCGUGAUAAAUUAGUUCUUCCGUGUUUGGGCUCGAAUUUCAUCUACAUCUUCGAUACGGGUAAAAAUCCACGCGCACCGGAAGUCUUCAAAGUAAUUGAUGGCAGUGUCAUGGAGAGUUUUGAUGUUUCCGCGCCUCAUACCACACAUUGUCUUGCCGAUGGAAAUGUCAUGAUUUCGACGAUGGGCGACAAAAAUGGCAACAAUAAAGGCGAUUUCAUACUUUUUGAUUCGCAAACUUGGGAGUGUAAGGGUACAUGGACUAAAGGUGAAAAAGCUAUUUGUGGUUAUGAUUUUUGGUAUCAACCGUACUUCAACAUAAUGGCAGCUUCGGAAUGGAGUUCGCCAAAGAUGUUUAAAAGAGGCUUCCAUCCUGAUGACUUGCUGGAUAACGAAUAUGGGCGUCGUUUGAACUUCUAUGAUUGGAAAGAACAGAAACUCAUUCAAACCAUUGAUUUGGGCUUGGAUGGGCAAGCUCCUCUUGAACUUCGAUUCUUGCACAAUCCAAAGCGGAAUGAAGGUUUCGUAGGUUGUUGUGUUCCCGCCAAUAUGUUUUAUUUCUUCAAAAAUGAACAAACUGGCUUGUAUGAAGCUAUCAAAGUAAUCGACGUACCUUCAAAGAAGAUUUCUGGAUGGAAAUUGGAUCAAAUUAACGGAAUGAUGUCUGACAUCAUCAUCUCCUUGGAUGACAAAUUCUUGUACUUUAACAAUUGGUUGCAUGGCGAUUUGAGACAAUAUGACAUCACGAAUCCUCGAGAACCGAAACUCGUGGGUCAAGUCUUCCUUGGGGGAGUUUUAACGGUUGAUGGAGUCAAGUUGGUUGAAGAUUCCGAACUGAAGGAACAACCUAAGCCUGUUUCAGUUAAAGGUCGUCGUUUACGUGGCGGACCUCAAAUGUUACAGCUGUCUUUGGAUGGUAAACGAAUGUAUGUCUCAACGAGCCUUUUUUCGCCAUGGGAUAAGCAAUUCUAUCCGGAAAUGGUAGCUGCUGGAGGUACCAUUGUUCAAAUUGACAUCGACACGGAAAAGGGAGGGUUGAAACUCAAUGAAAACUUUUUAGUUGAUUUCGGAAAAGAACCUUAUGGACCAACUUUGCCGCAUGAAAUGCGCUAUCCCGGAGGCGAUUGUACUUCCGACAUUUGGCUCGCUGAUGAUUAAUAACCGAGUAAUUUUUGCAGCUAAUUAAUAUAAUGUUGGGCAAUGGAAUUUUCGCCAAUUUUUUCUCAACAAUUAAUUUAAUCAAUAAAUAUCAUCGUCAUAUCAGAACAUAA